Molecule: messenger RNA, 2398 nt
Organism: Euleptes europaea (tarantolino)
Lineage: Eukaryota; Metazoa; Chordata; Lepidosauria; Squamata; Sphaerodactylidae
Gene: TMEM245
Product: transmembrane protein 245
Exons: 17
Coding region: 1-2379 (792 amino acids)
Source: RefSeq, a predicted model, not a curated record
AUGGCCGAGAGCGGCGACUCCCCGGAGGCGGCGGCCCGGUCCCGGUCCCCCCCUCCGCCUCCUCCUCCUCCGCCGCCUCCGCGCCUGGAGAAGCCCCUGCGGCAGGCCUUCUGCACGGCGGGGGCGCUGGUGCUGGCGGGGCUGGGGCUGGGGGCGGCCGUGCUGGUGUACCUCAUCCUGGAGGCCUUCCUGCGGCCGCUGCUGUGGGCCGCGCUGCUCGGCACCGUCCUGCACCCCGCCAAGACCGCCCUCGCCGCCCGCGCCCGCGCCCGCCUCGCCCGCCUCCGACGCGCCCGCGCCCCGCUCCUGCCCGCCGCCCUCCUCCUCCUGCCCCUCGCCGCCGCAGACGCCGCCGCCCGCGCCCUCGCCCGCCUCAUAUGGACCCUGAUUGCAGGCUACCUGCUGACUGUAUUAUUCAAGUGGAAUCCAAGCACCGAACGUUACUUGAGAACAAUCUCUGUUCCCGUCUGGAUUUUAUUGCUCUUCCAUUUGGCUUCUGCAGCAGGCUCUUGGAGAAUUCCAGUAUUUCUGGUUAUAGUGGUCUUGAUGACGAUAGGAAUGGUUCAUGAACAGCCAUGUGGGAAAGGUUCUUCAGGGGCAGAACUUCCUGGCCGGAUGCUUUCCAUUGCUGCAACUACGAUUGCCAUGGCGAUAUCAGUUACAGGAUGUGACUCAAGUACUGAAGAGAAUCCCUCGCAGCCCUCAGGAACCACAGACAGUGGCGAUCCUGCUUCGUCGGCUUCAUCCCCUUCUCCAUCCACCGUCAAUGGCAGACAGAGACCUGAGAUUGGAUCUCUCCUUAGAAAGAAGAAGACCAGUGACAUCUAUUUCGUGCUGCUUAUGUGGGCUAUUGUGAUAGUCCAGAUCUGGUCAAAUCUCUGGAUAAUUCAGUUGCUGCCAAUUCCUGUUGCAGUUUGGAUUGUCAAAUACCUGGUGGUCCACUUUGGAGUGGUGAAAUUCCUGGUGAGUCACUGCAGCAGCUGGUGGUAUGCCCUCGAAGACUUUGUGAGGGAGCGCCAAGAGGCACUCGCACCUCGGCCGAUCAAGGGCCUUGGGAGAGUCAUUCUCAAACUCGACAGUAAGAUGAUGGUGUGGCUGGAGAAAAUGCUAGAUAAAAUCAUUAGCAUUCUUAUUAUAUUUGUGCUUGUGAUCGGAACCCUCCUGCUUGCCCUUCUUCUCACUGCCAAGGUGCAUCAAGAAAGCGUGCAUAUGAUUGAAGUCACCAGCAGCUUGAUCAAUGAAACCAUAGCUAAUCACCCAGAAUGGGCCAAUUUGCUUCCUGAAGCUCAGGUUGUUCAGAAGGCACUGAAUUCAGCUGCCAAUAACGUCUAUCAAUAUGGUCGAGAAUGGAUAACGCACAAGCUCCAUAAAAUAUUAGGAGAAAAAGUGAACAACACUGCUGUGAUUGAGAAGCAAGUUCUGGCACUCUGGGACAGACUGUACCACUCUUGGUUUGUGAAAAAUGUGACACAUUCAGGAAGACACAAAGGUCACAAGCAGCCUGUGGGCCGUCAGAACAGCUGGCCAGGGGAACUGCUGGAUUGGCAAGAUAUUGCCUCCUUUGUUCAUGAAAACAUUGAGACGUUUCUUUCGAUCCUUGAAUCCCUCUGGAUAGUGAUGAGUCAUAACGUGAGCCUCCUGUUUACCACGGUUACAACUUUAGUAACUGUCCUGUUCUACAGCGGCACUGCUCUUCUCAAUUUUGUCCUUUCACUGGUUAUUUUCCUGACCACUCUCUUCUACCUCUUAAGCUCCAGUGACGAAUACUACAAGCCGGUGAAGUGGGUGAUCAACCUGACCCCCUUGUCGCAGCCUGGCCCUUCAUCCAACAUAGUGGGACAGUCAGUAGAAGAGGCCAUCAGAGGUGUAUUUGAUGCGUCCCUCAAAAUGGCUGGGUUUUAUGGACUGUACACCUGGCUGACUCACACCAUCUUUGGAAUUAACAUUGUCUUCAUUCCCUCAGCGCUGGCAGCACUGCUUGGAGUUGUCCCCUUUUUGGGAACAUAUUGGGCAGCCGUACCUGCAGUUCUAGACCUCUGGCUUGUACAAGGAGAAGGAUGCAAAGCUCUGCUCCUCUUGGUGUGCCAUCUGUUGCCAACGUAUUUCGUAGACACAGCAAUUUAUUCUGAUAUAUCAGGAGGCGGACAUCCAUACCUGACUGGUCUUGCUGUAGCUGGUGGAGCGUACUACCUAGGUCUAGAAGGAGCCAUCAUCGGACCCAUCCUUCUCUGCAUUCUGGUGGUUGCCUCUAACAUCUACAGCGCCAUGCUUGUAAGCCCAACAACCUCAUUGCCCACCCCACCACAAAUGUCUUGGCCUUUGCAAAUAUACAGGCAAUCAAGAGAGACUCCCGAAGAACUGAAAAUUGCCACAGAGUGACAGAUGCAGCAUUUCUUCU